UCAGCAAUUCAUUUUUGGCAGAAUUACAAUGAGUGGACAUUUCCCAGCUGCUAUUAUUUCCUAUGGUCUUUUUUGGCUUUUAGGCUUAACGUAUAAUUACUUCGGCGUCAACUAUAUGCCGCAGACAGUGGAGGAAACAGAGACUCUUUAUUUUAAAAAAUCCGUUAUUUCUUCAGGCAGCUUUUCUGAACGAAGUCCCGUCAGAAGACUGAUCUUGGAUCUCUUUCGAGCCACUGCUCCUUCGAGAUAAGCGUCCCUUCUACAUGCCGCUCCGUCAUUUUCCAGCUGAGGAAGUAACCAGAACCCACGGUCGGAGAAAUAUUUUCCUUUUCUAAAACGGCUCCAUUUUCUGUCAAUUCCGGAGAAGAAGAUGAGGACGCUCUCACCCGCACCACAUGAUUUUGCAGAUUCGGCGCUCUGGAGCCUCUCCAUUUCCUGGAGACCUCGUGAUACAGUAGGAAGGGCUACGGAUCUCGCCGUUGUGAAAGAGGCCUCUAAGCGGCGCUGUGGCCCAGGGUGGUGCCGGCUCCAGUACAGCAUUCCUCUUUACACAUGAUCUCGUCUCGAGCCGGCGGCGUCAGCGGCGGCUGCCUUGGCGGAGGACUAGUUCGAGCUGGCUCAGAACGGAAGGGCCAAGGGCAAACCAUGUCUUCGGCCGGCGCCUGGAAGAGCCCGUGCAUUCCCCGUGCGUUUAAGCAACCGGGCUUCAUGGCUUGGCCUUUUCUCCCGUCAGCUGCGGCAUCGCUUACUUCAGCUCUUUGUUGAAAACGGGGGAUUAUGUUACGACUAACUCGAUCUGCAGGGAGGUGAGCGGGAAGGAAGCCAGGGAAAAAGAAUGCGGGUCUAUUUAAUGGUGUGCUGCCUUGUUUUCUACACCGUGCGUGGACAAGUAGAGUACUCCAUCGCCGAAGAAACUGAGCGUGGCGCGCCCGUCGGGAACCUAGCACAGGAUUUGGGUAUCGAUGCGGCUAGGCUGCCCUCCCGCAGAUUCCGCAUGAUCACCAGUUCAAGUAAGCAAUAUUUCAACCUGAAUGUGAGCACCGGAGCUUUGUCUGUUAACGAGCGCAUCGACAGGGAAGAGAUCUGUGCACAAGAACCUAUCUGCUCUCUGAAUUACGAACUCGUGUUAGAAACCCCCCUGGAACUUUAUAAACUGCAGUUUAAAAUAUUGGACGUGAACGAUCACACUCCUACUUUUCUGCUAGGGGAAUAUCAUGUGAAUGUCGCCGAGUUCCUGGCUCCGGGAGUUCGGUUUACUCUCCCGGUCGCCCAAGAUCUCGACGAAGGCAUCAACAGUGUCCAGAGCUACAUUCUAAGCCCCAACCAGCAUUUCAAACUGGAAAUGCAGACUCGUGGGGAUGGGAGCCGAUAUCCUGAACUGGUACUAGAAAAGCCCUUGGAUCGGGAGCAGCUGGCCACACACAGGCUUACUAUCACAGCUAAAGAUGGAGGAAGCCCCCAGAGGUCUGGAGACGCCCAGGUUGUGGUAACCGUCCUGGACACAAAUGACAAUGCCCCUACUUUUGAGCAUUCUGUCUACAGGGCCAGCGUGUUGGAAACCUCUCCUAGAGGCACUCUGGUCACUAGAGUGCAAGCCACAGACUUAGAUGAAGGUCAGAAUGGAGAGGUCUUCUACUCGUUUAGCAACAGCACAUCCCCUGAGCUACAGAAGAUGUUCAGCAUCAACCCCCAGAAUGGAGAGAUAAAAGUCAGUGGUGCUUUAAAUGUCCAAAAGCCCCUGCUCGAGAUGUUCAUUGAGGCAAGGGAUAAAGGAGUCUUUGGCAUGUCCACUGUAUCCAAACUGUUGGUGGAAAUUACUGAUGUGAACAACAAUGCCCCAGAGAUUACACUCACUUCGCUCUCCAGCUCCAUCCCAGAGGAUUCUUUGCUGGGCACGGUGGUAGCUCUUUUGAGUAUUACUGAUGAAGAUCCUGGUGAGAAUGGGAAAAUCAUUUGUAAGAUUCCUGUUGACAUCCCCUUCCAACUCAAGUCCUCUUUUGAUAAUUACUACAGCCUGAUCACAAGUGGUCUUCUUGAUCGAGAACAGGUCAGUGAAUACAACAUUACAGUCACUGCCUCUGAUCUGGGUUCCCCUCCCAUUGCCACUCAGAAAGCACUGUGGGUGCAGAUUGCGGAUGUGAAUGACAAUCCUCCCAAAUUCCUCAACCAGAUGCGUGAAAUUUACAUAGCAGAGAACAAUAAGCCUGGGGCAUCUGUUUUCCAGGUGUCAGCUUCUGAUCCAGACCUCUGGGAGAAUGGUCGGGUAUCUUACUUUCUCAGGGACAUUGACAUCCAGGGCAGCUCCUUGUCCAGAUAUUUAGCCAUUGAUGCAGGCAAUGGAAUCAUCUAUGCAAAAGACACUUUUGACUUUGAGCAACUCCAAAAUUUUCAUUUCCAAGUAGAGGCAAAGGACAAUGGCUUCCCAAUUCUGACUGCUACUUUUAUUGCCAGUGUUACCAUCUUAGACCAAAAUGACAAUGCCCCAGUCAUCUUGUAUCCAGAUGUGAGAAAUGCUUCAGUGGCAGUUGAAAUUGUGCCACGCUUGGCAGAUACCAACUAUUUAGUGACCAAGGUGGUGGCCCAUGACCCAGACAGUGGGCAGAAUGCUUGGCUUUCUUACCACCUUCUGCACUCUUCUGACACAAGCCUAUUUCAGGUUUUACCAAAUUCCGGGGAACUUAGGACUAGUCGUUCAAUGAGAUCUAGUGACCCCAUCAAGCACAAAGUGGUGAUCUUGGUGACAGACAGUGGGGAUCCUUCCCUCUCCUCUACUGUAACUUUGGGCAUCCUACUAGCUGACACUCUCCCACAAGCACUCCCAGACUUUGAUGACAGCCUGGAAACACACGGGCAGCAGCUGUCUAGCUUGAACUUCUACUUGAUCAUUGCUCUGGGCUGCCUUUCCUUUGUCUUUUUUGGAUUUAUCAUUUUCCUUUUUGCUGUUCGACUUUUCCACUGUAGGACUAACCCCUCUUGCAAUUGUUGUUGCCCCACGGAUGAGUAUGAAAAUUAUCGGUACAAUGUGCGCAUGCUCCCAAGCUCUCAUUUUACCCCAGAGAUGGUUGAGAUUGCAGGGAUGGGGAAACUUACACACACCUAUUUAUAUAGGGCAGCCCUAGGUGUAGGGACUAGCAAUAACAACUUGAUGUCCAACAGAGAUGCCGGGAACCUUUCCAAGGGGGCGGGAUUAUUGCAAGUGCCAGCAUCCUGCAUUCAAGUACAGAAGGUGAAGAGUGACCAUUUUAAUGCCAUUUUGGUGCGAUUUUCUCCACAUCUUCUAGUCAUCGUGGAUUUCACCGUUCCAGCGCGAAGGGCUUUGCCUGAUUCCGCUGAAGGCCGCGGAGCGGCAAGGAUUGCUGGCUGUCUCUACAUGGGGAUGCCCCACAUGCCACUGACGUGGCUUCGGUGUUUCCAUCUGAAUCUGAGGAACCGCGGAUGCAGGUCCAGCGGGCCUUGUCUCCCGCUCCCAGUGACCAUUUGUCUUCCUCUGCUCCUCACUCACUGGAGGCGCCACUGGGCUCCCAGCUCACUCCUGAUGUGCAGCUUUCUUUGGCUGAUCUCAUUUCCGAGGCAAUCCGUCGGCAUCGCCCAGGGCCUCCAACACCAUGCUGCGACUGCACCUUCUGAUCAAAGGGCUCAACCAGCACAGCCACGGUCUCGUUCCCACCCUGAGGAUUCUACGGCCGAUCUUUAUGGUCAGGAUUCAGCCAGCCAAGACUCACUUUCUGAGGAGGAGACCGCUCCUGAACAGGACCUCUCAGAGGACGAGGGGCUCGAGCCUGAUCAGCCAGCCUUUGUGGGCCUCUUCAAGCCCCGUAUGUUUCGUUCUCUCCUGUACAAGGCGCAGACCACCACCCAUUUGGGGUGUGGAGCCUCUGGCCCAGACUCUCUCCAUCCCCCUGCUGACCCAACUUCGGCUUUGUUCCAGGAGCCCACUGUUCACUCAGAAGUGGUCCCUGCCCCCAAAUUAUUCUCUUAUGUGGUGAAGCGGCAGUGGUCCUUUCCAAGCUCCGGUCUGGUCCCUAAUAAUCUGGACAGAAGGUUUUACAAUAUGGCCACAGAUUUCUCCAGCCUGUUACAAGUUCCUUCCAUGGACUCUCCGGUUGUUGCUCUUUCCUCUUCCUCUCCCCUCACGGGCCCACCGGAGGAAUACUUGCGACCAGAGGAAAAGAAAGCCAAGAGGACUCUUAUCAAGGGUCAUCAGGCUUCAGCCUGGGCGGUCCAGGCAUCCUCGGCAGCAUCUUUUUUCAACAGGGCCUCUAUGCUAUGGCUGUGCCAGCUUCAAGAGCGGAUUCCUUCUUCUGACCAGCGCACUCAUCAGGAUAUCAACAAGAUCCUAGUGGCUGUGGAAUUUUCCGCUGAUGCCACCCUUAACGCUGCUAGGUUCUCCGCCAAGGCGAUUGGCACAUCGGUAACAUCCCAACGACUUCUUUGGCUCCGAAAUUGGCAAGUAGACGCCAGGAAUAAAUGGCACCUUGCCUCAUCGCCUUAUUCUGGUGACAAGUUGUUUGCCUCGCAGUUGGAUCCCCUGCUUAUUGAGACGAAGGAUCACCGCAAGGUUCUGCCUUCCCUCUCCCGUCGGUCGGAGUAUCACCCUCAGGGGUCCUUUCGUUCCUCUUUCUUUCAAGGCUUCGACUCUACCUACUUCCAACAACGCCCGCAGCAUUCCUUCCACUCCAGGGGACCUCAGCAGCAUGACAGCCAGUCCCACGCGCAAGCUCUCUGGGACAUUUCCUCUGUUAUUUCCAUCUUGCAAAGACACGGCUUUUCCAUUAAUUGGUCUAAGAGCCAUUUAUCACCGGCCACACACCUCCAGCACCUAGGGGCAGUCAUUGAUUCUGUAGGCCUGCAGAUUUUCCUGUCGCAGGAUCGCCAAUCUAGUCUCUCUGACAUGGCAACCUGCUUCCGGAGGCGAGGUUCCGCCUCUCUCCUAGGGCUCUCUAGUCUGUUAGGUAAGAUGGUCUCCACUUACGGCAUUGUGCCGUGGUCUCGCCUCCACAGCAGGGAGCUACAGUGGCUGUUGCUGCCAUACCAACGGGCGUUCAACGGCACUUCGGCCUCCAGAAUUCCUCUGCCUCCAGCUGUAGUCGACUCUCUGCGUUGGUGGACAUCGCAAGUGGUAUCCCGGGGAUCUUCGUUCGGGGACGUCCACAGGAUUGUCGUCACGAUGGACGCCAGCCUAUCAGGAUGGGGCGCCCAUCUGGAGUCUCACAUGGCGCAGGGCCUUUGGUCUCAGCAAGAACAGAGCCUCAACAUCAACAUACUGGAACUGAGGGCCAUCUACCUAGCUCUUUUAAGCUUCGAGCCUCAUGUCCUUGGUCGAGACGUCCUGGUCCUCACGGCGGAGCAUAUUUCAGGGACGGCGAACGCUCGAGCAGACUCCCUCAGCCGCACCCUGAUCAACCAGGCCAAAUGGAGCCUCCAUCCUCUUCUCUUCAGGGAGCUCUCCACCCAUUUCGGCACCCCCUUGGUGGACCUUUUUGCCUCGGGCAGCAAUCACCAGCUUCCCCGCUUCUUCUCUCUCUUCCCCACUCUGGGGGCAGAGGCGGUGGAUGCGUUACACAGCCCUUGGCCCUUGGAGCAGCUCCUUUAUGCCUUCCGUCCUCUGCCACUCAUCUCCAAGGUCGUGCGGAAGUUGCUUCGGGACAAGGCGGAGCAUCGGCAGGAGUAUGUGUGGCAUAAGCUGGACGUUCGCAGGGCGCUCAAGAUUUACGUAGACCGAACAGCGUCCUUUCGGAGAACUGAAGCCCUCUUCCUCUUGUUCCAGCCUUCCUCCAUGGGCGCCCGUGUCUCUUCUGUCACUAUGGGCAAGCGCUGCCACCUCCGCUGCAUGGUCCACCCAGGCCCGUUGGAGGAAGUCUGCCAGGCCGCAACUUGGUCUUCUGUGACCCCUUUCAUCCACCAUUACUGGCUGGACUCCUAUGCUUUGGCGGAUGCAGCCUUCGGCAGGAGAGUUCUGCAUCAGGUCCAGCCCUCUCCCUCCCUCGGAGACACCAAGCUUUGCUCCUGGUGCCACCAUUGGGCGGAAACGCUUAGGCUUAUCCUGCUGCUGCUGCUGCAACUGCUAUGCUGGGACCUGCCGCUGGGCAGCUCAUCUACCAGAGGAGCCCGGCUGACUUCGGGAAGUGGGAAGCAGUACUUAUCUCUGGAUCCUGGCUGCGGACUCCUAGUGGUGAAGGAACGAAUUGACCGGGAAGCCCUGUGUGAGUUCAGCACUUCUUGCUUCCUUAGCUUGGAGUUGGUGGUCAAGCAGCCUGUACAAGUUCACGAUGUAGAAAUGGAAGUGCUGGACAUCAAUGACAAUGCCCCCAGGUUCCCCUGGCAGGAGUAUCGCUUAGAGAUCAGUGAAUCUACUAGUCUCUGCCUUUGGCACCACAUCCUCUUCAGCCUCCUCGCUGUCCGACGCGAAUGCCAGCUGCCCAGGCUGCUGGUGCAACACCACAUCAGCAUCCUCAUCGUCGGGAUCAGCCAUGAUCCGCGCAGGCCACUGGCGGGCCACAACACUGCCACUGCCCAAAUCUCUGUGCAGGUCUUAGAUAUGAAUGACAACCACCCAGAAUUUGAUUGUAACAUUUACAUGGUGACCCUGUUAGAAAACAUAGAGCCAGGCAUGCUAGUUGUAAAACUGAAGGCCUUGGAUCCAGACGAGGGCUCCAAUGGUGAUUUGCUGUAUUCUUUUAGCAAUUACACUCCACAGAAAGUGUGUCAACUGUUCACUGUGCAUCCAGUAUCAGGAGAGGUGAGGGUCAAUGGAUCUUUGAACUACGAGGAAGACAUCUCCUAUGAAAUCUACGUGCAAGCCACAGAUAAGGGCUCUGUUCCUGUGACUGGUCACUGUAAGGUGUUUGUUAACAUUGUGGAUGCCAAUGAUAAUGCCCCUGAAGUGGUGCUGACUUUCUUGUAUAGCCCAGUCUCUGAGGAUGCUCAGUUUGGAACUGUAGUAGCUAUGCUGAGUGUUAUUGACUUGGAUUCUGGCCUGAACAGGCAAGUCGAUAUAAACAUUCCUGCCAACCUUCCUUUUAAACUUAAUUCUUUCAAAAAUUCUUAUACUCCUGUCACUGAGGAGUUCCUUGAUCAUGAAAGAACUUCUAGUUACAACAUUACAAUCGCUGCCACAGAUGCUGGAACACCUCCACUCUCUUCCCAUAAAAUAAUUAAAAUAGAUGUUUCUGAUAUCAAUGACAACUCACCACAGUUUGAAGAACUCUCUUACUCUGUUUAUAUAUCUGAGAACAAUGCUCCUGGAUCUUCUCUGUGCACAACAAAGGCCAUUGAUUGUGAUGCUAAUGCAUCAUAUAUAUAUAUAUUGGGAGAAAUUCAGGGGCUACCUGUGUCCUUUUAUGUCUCAAUUCAGUCUGAAACUGGCAACAUUUAUGCUGUCAGAUCCUUUGACUAUGAAACGCUGAGGGAAUUCCAGAUUGUUGUGCAGGCUCAAGACUCAGGGAUGCCAUCUCUCAGCAGCACAGCCACCGUACACAUCUAUGUGCUGGAUCAAAAUUAUCAUGUGCCACAAAUUUUGUAUCCCAUCUCUAUAAACAAUUGAACAGCCAUAGAGAUGAUUCCUCAGUCAGCCAGUUCUGGAUACUUAAUCACUAAAGUGAUAGCCAUUGAUGGAGACUCGGGACAAAAUGCAUGGCUGUUUUUUCAUCUAGCCCAAACCUCUGUUCCAGACACCUUUAGAGUAGUGGUUCACAGUGGGGAAAUUUGGACUACUCAAAAACUGAGGGAGACAACAGAGGCUACAUUCAAUCUUACCAUCAUAGUGAGGGACAACGGAGAGCCACCCUUAUCUUCCUCUGUGUCAAUCAUGAUUGUGGUGAACAGGGAUUCCCAAAUCGUUCCUGACAUUGUAAGACACAUUACAGGUUCCAGAAAUUAUUCUGAAAUAACUCUUUAUCUCACUGUGGCACUAAGUGUUGUCUCUUUUAUAUUUCUCUUGACUGUUGUAGUCCUUGUUGUGGUGAAAUGCUACAAAGACAGUCCAUAUAGCCGCCCUUCUUGUGCAGGUUUCUGCAGGACUUCUAAGAAAAGGUGCCCAUUUGAAGCAGACAAACAGCAGUGUUGCUACUGGGAUGCACAAUCUCAUUUGGUUGAAGUUAGAGGCAAUGGGUCUUACUGCUAUAAAACCUGUGAAUCAGCUGGCUCAGAAAGUGACACCUUCAUGUUUUCAUCCGGGGAGGCCACAGGAAUUAACCCUCAUGCUGUGAUGAUAGAGAGACACCUAACUAGAGAAAGUGGACUGAGCUCUCCAAACUUUAUCAUUUUUAAAAGUGAGCUCAUUGCUCCAAAUGAGGUGAGCUUUAAAGGUAUAUGUGAGCUUUUCUUAAUUAAAUCAGUUUCCUUUGAAACAAAAAAAAAAAUGAGUGUUCAGGAUUAAUGAGUUGUGGGAAAAUUGGAGAGUGAAAAAAUUAAAAUUGCCUUUCAUCAUAUUGGUAAGCAAAAUUUUGUCAGGCUUUAAAUUUCUUGUAAUAUGUUAGCUCAGAUAAAUGACUUUUCAGCAGUAUAAGGUAUAAAAGGUAAAGGUUCCCCUCGCAUAUAUGUGCUAGUCAUUUCCGACUCUAGGAGGCGGUGCUCAUCUCCAUUUCAAAGCCGAAGAGCCAGUGCUGUCCAAAGAUGAUUCUGUGGUCAUUUGGCCGGCAUGACUAAAUGCCAAAGGCGCACGGAACGCUGUUACCUUCCCACCAAAGGUUGUCCCUAUUUUUCUACUUGCAUUUUUACAUGCUUUCGAACUGCUAGGGUUGGCAGAAGCUGGGACAAGUAACAGGAGCUCACCCCGUUACGUGGCACUAGGGAUUCGAACCACUAAACUGCUGCCCUUUCAAUCGACAAGCUCAGUAUCUUAGUCUUAGCCACUGAGCCAUCACAUCCUUCUAGUGUAAGGUAUAGGUAUAAGGAAAACAAUGCAGAAACAGCCAGGCAAUGAAUAUGCAGUAUAAUGAAUCUACAAUAUAAACUAUUUACUAGUGGGGCUUAUUUCUAGGGAUAUGUACAUAGCAGUAUAUCCUUAGUUAUUUAUUUCAAUUUCUGGUUUCUGGGUCACAAUAGGGACAGAUUAGGCUUUGUGGUUAUGUAUUUAAAUGAUCCUGAAUUCUAAUGUAUUUAUUCAACUUGGUGCAUAUCACUUUUCUUCUCUUGUCUUUCAAAAUUUAAUCACAUAUUUCAGCAUCUGUGCUGGUGAGUGCUAUGCCAUAUAGUAACUUGAAACUACUGGUUUAAUGCCAAUAGCCAGUCAUUAAUUGAUCAAGCUCUUCUUUAGUGAUACACACUGGUGAAUUUAAUUCUUGCCAAUAUAUACUACACACUUUUUACAGCAGUUCCAUUUUAAAGAGUCUUCUUCAGUUUCUUACAAUACCAAACAGUAAUGUUUGUUGAUUACAGCUAGCAUUGAGUUCAGUGAAUGGAAUGCUAAUCACUGAUUUUAGGCUGAAGUCCUAUAGCCACUUAUUGGAAUAUAAGGUUCAUUUAAAUAUUUGGCACUUAUUUUAAAACAGACUAUAGGAUUAUAGUCAAUUAAUCAAUAAAUAAAUUAACUGUUUAUAAUUAAUCUAUUUAGAACCAGCGGUGAAAUCCUACCAAUUUGCACCGGUUUGGGCAAACCAGUAGUAAUAAAGACUACCGGUUUGGGCGAACCAGCAAUUAAAAAAAACCUACCGGUUCCUCCGAACCGGUAUUUCCGACGAUCAGCUAUGCCGCGUGAUUUAAAAUUGCUAGAAAACAGGAAAUCCUGCUUUCUUGUGAAUCUAAAUCGCACGGCACAGCUGUUUCCCCCCUUCGCUGUUAUACUUACCUUCCGAAACCCCCUUUUUCCACGUGAUUGGCGUGUACUGUGCACACACGUGCGUGCAGCAUGUGUUUUGUGUGCACUAUGCAUGCACAUAUAAUGUGAGUUUGGUGCACACUGCGCAUGUGUGCACAUGGCGCACACUUGGCACUGCGCAUAGCAUGCACUUGGUGCACAGCAACCGGUUUGCAACCGGUAGCAAACCGGUUCAGAUUUCACCACUGUUUAGAACCCAUUUUUUUAAACAGGUACACAUAGUAGAAAAUAAAGUCUGUUCAAUAUCAAUAUUUUAUAUAAUUAUAGAACCAAUAAAAGUAAUGCAAUUGAAAAUUAGCAGUCUACAAAAAAGUAAGUUCCUUGUCCACAACUCUCCAAACUAAAUAUUCUAUAAUGAAAUUGUUUCAUUGUGACAUGUAUUCUAAGAAAACUUCCCUUUUAAAAACAAUUUCACUCACACACACACACACACACACACACACACACACACACACACACACACCAAUCUAUACUGAGAGCCAGUUUGGUCUAGUGCAGUGGUUCUCAACCUUCCUAAUGCCGUGACCCUUUAAUACAGUUCCUCAUGUUGUGGUGACCCCCAACCAGGGGUGCGUUCUAAUUUUUUUUACUACCGGCUCUGUGGGCGUGGCUUAUUUUGUGGGCGUGGCUUGGAGGUUAUGUGACUGGGUGGGCAUGGCUAGCUGGUCAUGUGACCAGGUGGCCAUGGCUAUGUGUACUACUAUGUGUACUACUCAGAGGGCUGAAAAAAGUCAUUUCUGACAGGUCCUCGGACUUUUGACUGGUCCUCACACUUAUGACCAUCCUCACAUUUAUGCCUGUGCAGCAUUCUUAACAACUAUGUCACUCAUUUCACAACUGCUUCUCUUCAACAUGGUGAUAAGAUAGGGCAAAAAACGUAAAAUGUGAGGACAGUCGUAAAUUCGAGGACUGGUCAAAAGUGCGAGGACCAGUCAA
Pantherophis guttatus is the source of this 10753-nucleotide messenger RNA. Lineage: Eukaryota; Metazoa; Chordata; Lepidosauria; Squamata; Colubridae. The record is from RefSeq and is a predicted model, not a curated record.